Messenger RNA from Coregonus clupeaformis (lake whitefish), 1594 nucleotides. RefSeq names its product mitochondrial dynamics protein MID51-like. The coding region runs from base 41 to 1579 and encodes 512 amino acids. Lineage: Eukaryota; Metazoa; Chordata; Actinopteri; Salmoniformes; Salmonidae. Gene Ontology annotation, biological process: positive regulation of mitochondrial fission; mitochondrion organization. Gene Ontology annotation, cellular component: mitochondrial outer membrane. The record is from RefSeq and is a predicted model, not a curated record. The transcript has 9 exons.
GCACGUAACCGUUGGUUGAUGCGGACAACGUCUGAGGGGGAUGGCGACCGUUGGUAGCUACGUUAGUUUUGGACGUGUCACUGUGGGACAGGAAGUGAUGGACUUCCGGUGGGGGAGGAGCCGGGGCGUGGAGGGCAUUGCUGUGGUGAUAGACUUCCUGCUGGCUAACGCCCGAUUGGUCCUGGGAGUGGGAGGGGCCGCGGUGCUGGGUAUCGCUACGUUGGCCGUCAAGAGGUUGAUAGAACGUGCAGGCCGAGCAGCGGAAGAUGAGAAGGUGGAACAGAAAAUGUCGGAGAGCUGGGAGGAGCUUGGCUUAGUCUCCGCCUCCCCCAAGUCCAUUAGGAAGGGGCUGGAGGGUGUGGUCAUGAAACACGUCACCAAGGCAACCAAGCCACAGAAAGCUGACCUUUGCCAGCCCCAGCAGCAGAAGUCUAGUCUGGAUGAGAAGCCUGUCAAAGCAGCAGAGUCCCAGAGACCCAAGAGACUACAGCUAUGUCUCACCCUGCAGGAGCGUCUCCAGCAGUACUAUUCUACCAGAGCACAGCAGUACUAUUCUACCAGAGCAGCUUUAGCCCCAGAAGAGGUCCACAGAGCCCAGAGUCUAGCUCUAGAUAUCUGUAUAGAGGUACAAGACUUCCUGCACACCACACACCCUGACAUGCCUCUGGGAGAGAUGUCACUGGGAGGGUCCCUGUUUGACGACCUACAGGUGGUGAGUGCGGACCAUGCAUGCCUGUUGGUUCCCCUCCAGCUAGAAGCCAGUCUGUGGAGACUGAUCCCUGGGGAGGAGACCCUCCUAACACACCCUCUACACUGGAUGGUCCGACGGGUCAACCUGGAGUUCUUCCCCAGAGGACGCAGCUACUGGGACAGGUUCCUAGUGGGAGGGUAUCUAUCGUGCAGGGCGAUGGUGAGCAUGCUCAGUAAGGCUGUGAUGGAAACCAUGAACUGGCCGUCCCUCUCCUCUUCUCUUGACUGUCUGGUCCGGCCUGUCCUCGGGGGGGAUGACUGUCUGGUCCGGCCUGUCCUCGGGGGGGAUGACUGUCUGGUCCGGCCUGUCCUCGGGGGGGAUGAACUGAAACUGGAGAUACGACCAGAGCGAGGUGAUUCUCUCUUCAUCUCCAUGGUGCCGGUGCUGAGGGAGGCAGACGUGGUCCUGACUGCCCAGGUAGAGUUAACCCAACCCUGGGAUAGUGCCUGGCACCUCUCCCUCUACCCCUGGGAGACCCAGCGUCUGGCCCAGCUUGACUCAGCGGACCAGGGGGUCCGACGUACCCUCCUCAAGACCCUCAAAGCCGUCUGUCGACACUGUCCCGCCCUGCGACCCCUCACCGCCGCGCCGCUGGCCAACCUCAUCCUGCACCUCGGGGACAAGGACCUGGAUUGGUCGGAGGGUUGUCUGAGUGGGCGGUUCCAGCAGUGCGUGUGGGAGCUGAUAGGCUAUCUGGAGCAAGGGGUGUUGCCCAGCUACUUCAAGCCCGGCGCUAACACGUUGAACGGACUGACGGAGGAGGAGAUCGACCGGAUGGGGUUUACGUUGUACUGCGCUGUCUCUGAACCGGAGAUUCUGCUCAUAUAGAAAUAUAUAACCUGG